CAAGAUUUAGCCGCGGAGCCCCGCCAGCAUUUACUGUACGCAUGUCAGGCCCUGGGACAGCAGGACCCGGCCAGCAGUUGCAGCCUGAGCCCACAGCAGACCGGCCCAGGCAACCUCGACAAUGCUGCUUGGCCUGUCCACCUGUCUCCUCUGGCUGUCCACCAGUGGCCUCUGGACCAUCCAGGCUGAGGAUCCUGAUGGUGAUAUGAGCAUUAGAAUCCCUCACCGGGACCUGGCUCCAAGCAAUGUUGACUUUGCCUUUAGCUUAUAUAAGCACCUAGUGGUCUCAGCUCCUGGCAGGGACGUCUUCAUCUCCCCUGUGAGCAUCUCCACAGCCUUGGCCAUGCUGUCCCUGGGCACCCGUGGCCACACACAGAUCCGGCUUCUUCAGGGCCUGGGCUUCAACCUCACCGAGAUGUCUGAGGCCAGGAUCCACCAGGGCUUCCAACACCUCCACCAUGUCCUUGUGGAGUCAGAGACCACCUCGGACAUCCUCAUGGGCAAUGCCUUGUUCUUUGACCACAGCUUGGAGCUUCUGGAGUCGUUCUCAGCAGACACUGAGCGCUACUAUGAAUUAGAGGCCUUAGCUACAGAUUUCCAGGACCAGGCCAUAGCCAGCAGACAGAUCAACGAGUAUCUCAAGAAUAAGACACAGGGGAAAAUCGCGGACCUGUUCUUGGAGCUGGACAGCCCAGCCACGCUCAUCUUGGUCAACUACAUCUUCUUCAAAGGCGCGUGGGCACAACCCUUCAACCCCGAAAGCACCAGGGAGGAGGACUUCUAUGUGAAUGAGACAACUGUGGUGAAGGUGCCCAUGAUGUCCCAGUCAAGCACCAUGAACUACCUGAAUGACCCCGUGCUCUCCUGCCAGCUAGUACAGCUGGACUACACGAGCAACGGGACCGUCUUCUUCAUCCUUCCAGAGAAGGGGAAGAUAGACAUCGUCAUCGACGCGCUGAGCCGGAGCACCCUUGGGAGGUGGGAGAUGUCCCUGACCAGAAGCCACGUGGACCUGCAUGUCCCGAAGCUCUUCCUCUCCAGCACCUAUGACCUCGGGGACAUCCUGAGGGACAGGGGCAUUGCAGACUUCUCAGGCAUCAGCCAAGAGGGCCGGCUGAAGGUGGUCCAUAAGGCCGCGCUGCACCUCGAUGAGAAGGGCGAGGAGUCAGCUGCCCCCACCGGGAUCCCCCCAAACGUGGGGUCCAAGCCUCUCACCAUCCGCUUCAACCGGCCCUUCAUCAUCCUGGUCUUCGACCAUUUCACGUGGAGCAGCCUAUUCCUCGUCAAGGUUGUGAAUCCGGCCGAGGGCCGCGCCCCCAGGAGCCACCCCGCCGUCUGACUUUGGGCACUGAGGACCCCUCAGAAAUGUUCUGGCAGCGGGAGACUCCCCCCAGUCUUCUCCAGGUCCUCCUCUUGUAAUAAACAACUGUCGCUGUAACUGAUGACAAGUGUGCUGCAGGAGAAGGAUGGGACAAUUGAUAAAAUUUGAAUAAUAUUAAUAUAAUAUAGGGCCAAUGUAAUUUCCUGGUUUUGAUCCUUGUACUUAUGUAAAAUGUGGAAGCUGGGUGAAGGGCAUAUGGAAACUAUUAUUUUGUAAGUUUGAAAUUAUUUCUAGACAAUAACUUUAAAAAGAAGAAAUCAUACAAGCCAAAACAUAAUGGAAAGACGUCUUUAAAGUGCUGGGGGGGGGGGG
Messenger RNA from Equus quagga, 1693 nucleotides. RefSeq names its product serpin family A member 6 (gene SERPINA6). The transcript is spliced from 5 exons. Bases 122 to 1339 code for a protein of 405 amino acids. Gene Ontology annotation, molecular function: serine-type endopeptidase inhibitor activity. Gene Ontology annotation, biological process: negative regulation of endopeptidase activity. Lineage: Eukaryota; Metazoa; Chordata; Mammalia; Perissodactyla; Equidae. The record is from RefSeq and is a predicted model, not a curated record.